AUCUGAUUUGAAUGGACAAACCGUGAUAGACGAGUGCUUAACUGGUCCUAGACAGGUAUUAAAUGAAUGAAACUGCAUCCAACGACUCAACCGAGUCAAGAGAGCCCAAUGGAAGAAUACCAACUGCAUCUCAAUUAGAGAUCAUCACCCAUCCAUGUGAACCAAAUACCUUAUUAAAGGUGAAAGCAGGCCCAGGAAGUGGUAAAACAUUCACGCUUGCUCAUAGAAUCGCACACCUCAUCAAAAAUCGAGAUAUAAAGCCUAGCGAAGUGUUGGUAUUGUCAAUGAGUAAUCGAGCAGUCAAUAACAUUCAAAAGACAUUAGCAAAAAUCCUAGAUGACCAGACAAUCAAGGAGAUCACGGUCAAUACAUUCCAUUCAUUUUCAAGCCAAUUGAUUGAUGAAUACUCUCAGUUUUACUACAAAGAUUAUAGACAUAAAAGGUUAAUGGAUGAUAUAAGUUGGAGAAAUUUUUCUAAUAUUUUCUCGGGUAAGGUUAUAAGUUUAGAUGGUGAAUCUGUCAAAGGUUCUAUUACUCCAGCCUCAUUAGAGAAGGUAUUGUCGGAUAUUAAGAUUGGAAAAAUUAGUGUUUCUAAAGCUGCUUCGGAGUUCCAAUUGAACGAAGCUUAUUUAAAGCUAUUAAUUGAGUAUAUGAACAAAAAUGGAUUUAUCCGAUAUAAUGAUUUGAUCAUCAAUGCAUUAGAGUUGAUCCAAGACUCUUUGGACCAGUUGAAUGAGGUUGGUCAGGUCCAAUUGAUCCCAACGUUGUCGAGGUAUAAAGUUGUAAUAGUUGACGAAUUUCAAGAUAUGUAUCAUCAAUUAUUAUCGAUUAUUCAUUCGUUAGUAAAAUACCCAACUGUUAAUAAUGGCCAACAACUUAAACAUCUAACUAUUGCAGGUGAUCCAAAUCAAAGCAUUUAUGAAUUUUUAGGAUCCAAACCUGAAUUAAUGGAUUUUAUUGAUUAUGAUUUCCCAAGUUUCCAAAUAUGUGAAUUGAGUAUUAAUGAGACAUUUAGAUUAACUAAUGAAAUCUCCAAGAUGUCUAGCAAGAUAGCUUUUGGUACAGACUCUAAUAUAAUCAGUUCAAAAGGGCAAGGUGAAUUACCAAUAAUAAGACAGCAUUAUUCCCAAUAUCAAGAGUAUAUCUUCAUUAUUGAAGAAAUAAUUCGCUUGAUAUUUGAACUGGGUGGCUUAAUUAAGCCAGCUGAUUGUAUAAUUUUAACUAGGUAUAAUAAGGAAAUUGAUGAAAUAAGUAAAAUCAUGUCAACGAUAUAUGAUUUAAAUUUUGAAAAAUUAACGUCUGGAAAUGAAUGGAUCAAAACUAAACUUCAUUGCUUCUUGGAUAUACUUUACAUUUUAAAUAAAAAUGCUGGAUUUGAAUUCAGUUUAUUAAGUUUAUUAUUGAAAAUUGAUAACAAGAUAGGCAAUCGAGGAAGAAUCUCAAAACUAUUCAACGAAUACAAUUCUUGGAUGAAAAAUAACCAAAGCAGAUCAUUAGAGGAUUAUUUAAAUGAACAGUUGAUCCAGGAUUCUACUAAAAAUAACAAAAUCUUGAAAUUGAAACAAAUUUAUAAGAUUGAUAAUCAAUCAGUUUUAAAUAAAAUCAAUUCAUUUUUGAAAAGCAUCCGAGAUGAAAGGAAUAAGAUCUUUGAAUCGUAUAAUAACGCAAUUGCAACUCAAGAUCAUGAAACUAUCAAGAAUUCUAUAACCCCCACUAUGAUAUUGGAAUCAAUAUUUAAUAUUGCUGAAGCCCUGGGGAUACUUGACUAUAUUAAUGAGCCAGACUCUCAAGGUAAACAUAAGGUUCAAGAUAACAAGCAGAUUGAAAAAGAUCAUAAAUAUAUUUUGAAAAGAUGGUUGUACUCUUUUAAUUCAUCAUUAGAAUGUUCAUUUGCCAAUUAUAUCGAAUCAAACAAAGAAAGUACCUUCCUAGAUCAUUUCUUAAGAAACUGUAAUGAUGAAUGUCCCAUUGGGAACCAAGAUUCAAUCAAACUUUCCACAAUACAUACUGCUAAAGGUCUUGAAUAUCCAAUUGUAUUUAUAGUCGGGUUAUCGAAGUUUGGAAAUAAAUCAUACUGGGAAUCUUUAUUGACUAAUGAGAGUAACUCAGUAUCCAGAGACUUAUCUAAAUCAAGGCUAUUCUAUGUGGCAAGUACAAGAGCACAAUCUGUAUUGUAUUUAGGUAGUACUAAACCAAUUGAUGAAUUAUCAUCGGAAGUUCAACAAACGUUUACAAAUAAAUUACCCCAACUAUUAGAUAGCUCAAAAUUAAUGUCAAAUUUACUGACCCAACUACAAAGACCUUUACCACAUGAAGCUAAGCUAAAAUCUGGGUUACAAUCUUAUCAUAUCUUCAAAUCACGGAAACAAAAUUAUUGUACUUCAUCCAAAAAAUUUAACUCAAUAGAAUGCACCUCUAGCGCAUCCGUUUGGCCUAUGAGCAACUUUACAAUACCUGUUCCAAUUUCCACGUCAAGUAAAUGGAGAUUAAAACCCUGUAAGGUUAUGCUUAAAUUGCUUAUGAAAAGAUGCUGAUAUUCUGAAUCCUUACACAAAAGACCUUAGAUAUUUCAUGAUAAAACAACAAUAGACAUGAUAUUACGUGAUUUGGAAUUUCGGGCUCUGCAAGUACUAUCAAGCCUUCCACCUACAGUUUUUGUGGUGACCUUCUUCGGAGUUUUACAACUUUAUCCUAAAGGUGACUCAUUUCACAGUUCUUAAAUGGCAAUUUGCACUCAUCAGGAUCUCAUUACAUAAACCAGAUACCAAAAACGGAUGAAUUAUGAACAAUCACCUUGAAUUUGACAGGUGGGCUUAAACCCCAGCUAACUGAAUAUUUCGUUUCAACCACUAAUAUCCCAGCUAAUUACUUUAUUACCACGGCCCAAUACAUGGCUCUCAAUGACUGAACUGUCAAGUACUAAAUAAAGACCUUAAAAACGCAAAAAGCGCAAAAAAAAAACGAACC
Molecule: messenger RNA, 2967 nt
Organism: Hyphopichia burtonii NRRL Y-1933
Lineage: Eukaryota; Fungi; Ascomycota; Pichiomycetes; Serinales; Debaryomycetaceae
Gene: HMI1
Product: ATP-dependent 3'-5' DNA helicase
Exons: 1
Coding region: 63-2534 (823 amino acids)
Biological process (GO): recombinational repair
Cellular component (GO): nucleus
Molecular function (GO): DNA binding; hydrolase activity; ATP binding
Source: RefSeq, a predicted model, not a curated record